UGAAUUAAACAAGGCAGCAGUAACAGCAACAACAAGCUGAGACAUUUCCUUUGUAACCAUUUACAAAAAAGAAAACUGCAGCGUUUCCUGAUUUCUGGCUGGGAUUCCCGGAGCUGCUGUGUAACAAAAAAAAAGGGGGAGAUCAGGUGCUGUUUUUCCAUUCCAUGGAGUUAACGAGGAAAGCGUCAGAGGCUUGAUCCACUGGGGAUUUCCGGAUAUUCCAGAGAGGGCUACAAAUGGGAAUUCUGUUCCUAUCCUGGUGUUGGCACUCGGCUUGUUUAUGCUCAGGACAUCUGGGGCUUUGAGAAAUGGGAUUUACUGCAACCUCCAAUUAUUUCAUGGUCAAACUGAAAGACCUCGUUCUUCGCUGAGCUGUAGGCUGGACCUUCCCCUACCAUCAAUCCUAGGAAUGGCCUUCCCAGAUUCCAACCUCCUCAACACCUUCUCGUGCAUCAUUAGCCGAAAUGGAUACCCAAUCUAAUCCAGCAUGUGAAUAAAUGGACUGAUAAUCCAGGAGCAAGAUUCUUUUUGUUUUGCAUCUUCCUUUUUUUUCGUGUUUCCUGGUUUUGUUUGAACAUGACCCAUGGAGAGGAGCUUUGCUCUGAGAUGCACCAGGAUUCAGUUGUGUUAACGUACCUCGAGAGUGUCUUAAUGCAUCAAGCAUCCGGGGGCAGUAUGGGCACCCCAUCCACCAAGGGCACCUCCGAGAAGGAAGGUGCUGCCUGCAAAAGCUCCGACAUUCACUGCAGCGGAGGGGGGGGAGGAGGUGCUGAAGGUUUUGUUGUCUCUCCGUCCCAGCAGAGGGCUUCGAAAGCUGCUUCCACGCUGAACGUGAAGAAGGCCAGGUUACUGCAAGCUGAGGCCUGCGACGGUGCCAAGCGGAGAAGAGUAUGCGGCCAUGGGCUCCAGUCGAAUGAUCAGGAGGGCACUGCCAAACAGGGCGAACUGGGAAAAGCCCAGCAGCAGCAACACAGCACAUUGCUGGCCUCUUUGCUGCAGUCUUUCAGCUCCCGUUUGCAAAACGUGGCGUUGUCCCAGCAAGCAGGUGCCCCCAGGCUGAGCCAGGCACCGAGCCUGGGCAGCCCGCCCGAGGAUGACCUGAGGAGCUACGGCCUGGUGUCCAACCACCUGCGGGCCCUACUGAAGAACAGGGAGCCGAGCCAGAGCGAGCACCUCCCCAAGGAGCCGGAUGGACUAUACCAGAGCCCUGCCGAGCGUCCGAGGUUUCCCAGCUCCCCGGCGGAUCAUCAAGGGGCUGCUGAGCCCAUCUCCUGCUCGGCCCGGCUGAGGGCGGUGGCUAGCAUGGUGGAGAACGGUGCCCGGUCUAAUGGUUCACCCAAGCCCAGCGUGGCUUGCAGUCAACUGGCCUUGCUGCUGUCGAGCGACACUCAGCUGCAGCAGUAUACCCGGGAGCACUCGCUGGGUGCCCGUGCCCCUCACCCCUCCGCCAGCCAGAGGCUGGCAGCCAUCGCCAACCAGAAAGUGGCCGAGCCCUCGUCACCCCGCGACCCGGCUCGGGAUCACUGCUCUAAGGAUGGGCAUCGCCGCGGUGCGUCUCGGGGCAAUCCGGGGGUCCCUGAGCAAUCGCUGAGGUUGGCGGGUCACACCAGGAGCCCAUCCGGUACCCGGGAGAAGAGUGUCGGGGAGCGGGACAGGUCGCCCCUGGGCCCCAAUAACAGCAGCAGCCUGCUCAUGCACCUCCUCAACACCAACAGCAUCCCCAAGUCUUCAGCCGACGCCAGUACCGAGACCACCAACGGCCACCGUUGGCUGGGAGCCGAGAGGAGGGGCGGCCCCGCCUUCGAUUACCGUCUGCCGGCCUGGGAGAAACCGGUGAAGCAGGAGGCCGGCUCCCUGGAGGAGACUUACAGCAGCGACGAGAGCUCCCGCUCCAGUUGUACGCCCAUGGAUCUGUCCACCAAGCCCAGGAUGUGUGAGCCCAUUUCCCUCCAUUCGCGCAGCUUGGAGCAAAUGACCGAGUCCCUUCUCUUCAGCUGGAACCCCAAAGGCCCGAGGGUCCAGAGCCCCGAAGCCAAGGAGGACCGCAAUGGGCCCGAGUCCAAGAGCCACCAGAAGGUCACUCUCCUCCAACUGCUUCUGGGUCACCAGAACGGAGCGAGAGGGAACUGCACUCCCGAACCACAAGCCCCAGAGCUCAAGACUGAACGUCCCAGUAGCAUUGUUACAACACCUGAGGCUUCAGUCGCUGGUAUCGCUCUCAGCCAGAGGCCCAGGGGCCCGGAACACUUCCCUCCUUCCUCCUCCGCCUCCUCCUCUUCAUCUUCCUCGUCCUCCUCGUUGUCUUCAUCUUUCCAAGCGGCAGAGCAAAGUGCCGUAGUGAAGGUGACCCGCAGCCCACCAGCUCCGGCUGCUCACCGACUCCCGCCCCUGUGCCAUGCCAGUGAUGGCACCCACCAUCUCCUGGCCCGGCGAGGGAAGCUGGCUAGCAGCAGCGAGCCCUCGAAGACCCUCCAACACUUCCCACAGCAGCUGGAAGCUGCCAAGGGGCACCGCGCCCUGGAACCAUUGCUCCCCUCCGAGUUGGCCAAAGCUCACCAGUUUCCCAAACACUUCGCCUCCACGGAGUUGGCAACAAAUAGCCAGUACGUCUCGCGCCAGCCACUUACCAGUGAGAGCCGGCUUUCCAAUUUCUCCUUCAGCGCAAGCAAGCUAUUGCAAGACCUGGCACACACCGGCUUCCACAAGUCACCGGAAACCUCCCAAGCAGACGCGGAGGACAAGAAUGUUGUCCUCUCCUCGGUGGAGACCAGGAUGGGCGAGAGCGCUGAGAGCCUCACGUUCAGUCGGUCAGCCAAGCAGUCGGUGCUGCUGGAGCCCCGUGCCAGGAGAGAUAGGCGACCGCUCCAGCCUGGCCCAGUGCCCAGUUCCGAUCUCGAAAGCCUUCUCGAAAGACGCAGUGUCCUUCAGCUGUUGCUGAAGACCCCCAAGAAGGACAAGGUCCCAACGGCCACUCUGCAUGGGAGACCAGGGGACCACCAGACCUUGGCAGGCCCCCAGCCACCAGGGACCCAGUGCAACGGGCAAGCUGCCGAUACAGAGCCGAUAUCCAUGGUCAAGGUAAAGACCGAGCCCAUUGAAGAAGAGGGUGGCUUCCCCUCCACUGCCGAACCAAUGGAUCAAAGUGCCAAUUGCCAGCCUCUGGUGCCAAGCAAGACCGAGCAGAAGCACCCAUCUUUCACAUUGGGCAGCGUGAAGCAAGAAGUGGCUAGCCCUGCUGUGCCCUCAUCGCGAGCUCAGUGCCACCCCUGUCAGAAAGGGGGUGUCCUGAGCCAACUUCUGCAGCGGGACAACACUGCCACCCUGGGCAGCUACGCCUUCAGUCAGCACCCAGCCGCUGGCAAUCUCGCUGAGGCCCCAACACCAACCUCUGGCUCCAGUAGCCCAUGCAACAUUCCCAAGAAGAGGAAGCCUCCACCCACACCGCCCAGUGAACUGGAUGACCUACACAAGAUGGUAGACCAGAGCGAGGGGCUGAACAGCCAUGACCUCCCAUCCCGAGAGGCAGCCAAUGGCCUGAGCAGCUCUCCGGCCUGUGGCACCAGGCUGCUGGAUUUCCAACCUGGCAAUGGUUUGGAGUUUGAGUCUCGAAGUAACGUGAAGGAUCCCCAAGGCUUCAAUGUCCUGAAACAGCUCCUCCUCUCCGAGAAUGGCAUCAAAGUGCUGCCCGGACACAGGACUCUUCACAAUGGUAGCUCUGCCAGCGACAGAGGGUCCCGGCCUGACCGAAGGCUGGAAGGAGACCGCCCCACUCGCUUUUACAGCCCAUCCGAGCAGCUCAAUGGCAACCAGAACGAGACUGUGUCGGCCUUCGAGCCUGCCAGGUACCUCGGGAUCUUACCCGCUGCCGGCUCGUCUGCACACUACGCGGCGGAAAACCCUGCCUCUGCCACCGUCCCAGCACAAUCUGAGCCGGAGCACCAGGCCCCUUCCCUCGGAAUGCCCACUGAGCCACCGUGGCUGACCAAGACUAACCCCAUCCUGUAUUACAUGCUGCAGAGGGGCGGCCUAGGCCUGGUGCCCUCCCGGGCCAGAGCAGGGGAAGGAGGCGCUGCCGAGGCCGACAGGCGAAGGAAGCCUCCGCCACGGCAGAGGGCCGAGCAGCUCGGUGGCGGUGUCGGGGUGUUACCCAGUCGCCGGACGGUCAAAGCAGAGCCCGGUGAGGACUCGCUGGCUGGUCUCCAGGGCCUGGCCCCUGGUGUGCCACCGGAUCUGAACGAAAAUGCCCGCGGCAUCCUGGAGAAAGUGGCGGCCAUAAAGCGGGAGCCCGACUGAGUGGGACAUCGGGAUGGAGGGGAAAUUGAGAGAACACGCAGGAACGAAAGCAAGAAGACAAUCUUGUCCAUUAGACCAAGUCUUGUGCAAUACAAUCUGGGUCAGCUAGAUAGAAGGACAAAUGCUGCAUAUAUAAUAUAUAUGUAUAAGUGUAUAUAAUAUAGAUAUAUAUGUAUAUCAGCGCUAACAGGCAGCUUGUUGGCUGGCAUGAUUGGAACUUGUAUCUAUUGCCAGGAAUGCCAAGAUAUUGGGAUCCACCAGUUUUUAUAUGGUAAUUUUAUAUAUACACACAUAUGUAUAUGCACACACAUAUAUAUGUACAUAUAUAUAAAAUGAAUAUAAUGAGGAUGUUGCCAUUUGUUUUUGGUUUUCCCCUGUCAUGACCUGUAAUGAAAAGCAUGAUAAUCAUGUUCAAGGUGCCAUAGGCUCUAAGUUCCGUGCACCCCCAUUGGGAGCCGUGCCAUCUCUCCUUGGGGUGCUGGCACCAGUUGGUGGGCUCUUAAAUGGCCCUUGCUCACCCUGUUCCCCCCACCCCGCUCCCCCACCCCAAGCCCCUUCCUUGUGAUUUUUUUUGCACCUGGUCUCCGUGGCAAUGAUCCCACCCGGACACCGCUUGCUCCUUGCGAGUUGGCCCCAUGCCCUCCGCAGAAUGCCAACCCUAUCCCAGGAAGUGAAACGGGAUGCCGCUUUGCGACUCACGUUCGCACGUUUUGACUGCCUUUCGUUCUUUCCCUUUGUUUCUCCUCUUUUCUUCUGCACGUAAUACCUUUUUCAAUUUUUUUUUGCGCCCCCUUUGGUUUUUCUGAGACAACGUUGUCAGUCAGUGGCACAAAAUGUUUGUUUUGGUUUUGAUAACGUUGGUUUGGCAGGGUGGAUGGACAUGCUGCAAUCUCUCAGCGGCACUGGCCGUUGGAAUGAAUUUUAAUAUUUUUUGUGAGUUGAAACGCAUCUUAAUGAAACAUGUUGGGACAAAAGGUGCCAGGUGGACAAUCAGUCGAUUCAAAUGAGCUUUUUUUUUAUUAUUCACACUGCAACUCCGGUUUAUUGUCUAUUCUGAGCAGGGUCAUUCUUCUCAAAAGUAAUUCCCUCCACUGGAAAUUUUAACUUGCCUUCUCUCACCAAGGGGUUAUGUUACCACCUUCCUCUGUUCUUGCUGUAAUGUAAAUUGUAUGUAAAAAAUGUGUGUGUGUGUGUGAGUGUGUGUGUGUGAGUGUGUGUGUGUGUGAGUGUGUGUGAGUGUGAGUGUGUAUGCACACACAGACACAGUGUGUGUCCGUAUGUUGGAUGGGGGAAGAUGCCUAUAUUGUGUUGCAUGUAGCUGCAUUUGCAAGUGUUUAAAAUAUUGUAUAGUUAUAUAUGCAUAUUUUGUCCAAUUCUGUUGUUAAAAGAAAUAGAAGACUAAUCCCUCUAACUCUACGAACCGCAUGGAAUGAAAAGCAUGUGGAAUCCCUAUGCACAAAAAAAAAUGUGAUGUGUUUAUUAAAAAAAAAUGGAGAGAUGAAAAGAGAAUUUAAUGUCUUAAUAAUCGAACUUUAACUUACUUGAUCAGUCUGUGUACAUUGUGUGUACAUUGUCUGUACCUGUGUGGCCUGUCACUGAAGAAGUGGAUAGCAGGGUGUAUUCUGAAAGUUAAAUGUCCUUUUCCUUUAAGUGUUUCGAGCAAUGUUCAUUCCCGGAAUCCCACACUUUGUCCCCUGCUACUCCUCCACCAUGUUGGAGAUUGCUCUUGUACAUGGUGAGCCUAUUUAUUUAUGUUAUAGAGUCAUAGAGAUUUACAGCACAGAAACAGACCCAUGUUUUUUUUUCUCUUUUAGUUCAAACAUGAAAAUUUUGAUGAUCCAAGCUCCCUUGCUGUCCACCGCAUGAUUCUUCAGUUUAACCAAACACUCGGUUUUCAUGGGAGUCCGUGUUUGAUGUUUUAUUUUUACCUUUUGCACAAAAUCUCAGUUGGAAUUCAGGAUGAGGAUAUUGAGUUGGUAUUCCGCAGUCUACAGCUUCUUAGCACAGCUCAGAUAAAAGACUAAGAAGCUUGCUACUGAGUAUGAUACUCUACUGUCGUUUUGACACAGCUUUUGGUCUCCGGGAUUUAAAGUUCACAAGACCAGCAGGAAUCGGGCCUUUAGGUGCAGCAGAGGAGGCAGAGAGCAGUAGGUGUUGGGGACCAACUGGUUAAACCAGCAAGGGUCAGGAUUCUGGGUCAGGAAGACAAACGAGGAGUCAGGGACACAGCGGAAUCAGGGGUAAUGCAUCUCACAGACCAGACGCAGUGGGGGUUUGUGGCUCGAGGGAGCUGAUGGAAAUCAAAGCUUUGGGAGAUGGAGCCAGCAGAGGUCAGGGGAAGUGAGAACAGCAAACAGUCAUCAUCCAGGCUUCCAAGUCUGGGAGCCAUGAGGGCUUUACACAAGGAUUUCUCCACUGAGCAAUCUCAACAACAAGGCGAUAUCACAGACUGUCGAAACUCUCAUUGUCUUCCUGCUCCAACUAAGGUUUUGUGCAGACACGAGACUUCCUUUGGUGAUUAAUUAUUUGUUGUCAAUCCCAGCUUUCGUGGGAUGAUGCAGUGUAAACCCCCUUUUAUUUUUAAGGUGAGUACUUUUGGACAAUAAAUGGCAACGCUCCAAUUAUUUGGCCAAGGGUAACAGUUCUUCCACACGACAGUUACCCUCGAGCCUCUGAGGAAAGAUCCCAGUUGCCAACCCAAGUGAAAGUUGAGAGCCGAAUGCCAUUUCUCAGUUUUGUUUUUUGACAAAAAUGAAUUCAGUUUUGUGUAAAUAUGAAGAAUUUGGUUUCUUUUUGUUGAAAACGAAUGCACUGUAAACGAUGGGAAAUAUUAGAUUUUUUAAAAAUAAUAUUUCAGUACAAAUAGUAUUUUGUGUUUAUUUGGUCUUUUAGACAAUGUUACGCCUGAUCUAAUACAAACCGUGAGAACUGUACCAGUUUCUUUUGUACUCUGCAAAAAAAUGAAUAAACUUUGG
This is a messenger RNA of Rhincodon typus (whale shark), 7268 nucleotides long. It is a transcript of the gene nrip1a, whose product is annotated as nuclear receptor interacting protein 1a. The transcript has 2 exons. Gene Ontology annotation, cellular component: nucleus. Gene Ontology annotation, molecular function: transcription coregulator activity; signaling receptor binding. Bases 577 to 4293 code for a protein of 1238 amino acids. The record is from RefSeq and is a predicted model, not a curated record. Lineage: Eukaryota; Metazoa; Chordata; Chondrichthyes; Orectolobiformes; Rhincodontidae. Gene Ontology annotation, biological process: regulation of transcription by RNA polymerase II.